ACUCAGUGGCGGAUGAUCAGUCGAGGAUGUGAGUCUGCGCUCAUGCUCAGCUUUCUGUGGAGGUACAGAGGAAAAACCAGGAAAGGCGCUGACGAGAAGCUCCGCAUGUCGCUCAUCUGACGGUCUGCUGAGUGAACGAGGAGCCGCGAUUCGGUGACUCCGGUUUGAUUUGUCGGUGGACAGAGGCCUGAACAUGCUGCCGGACGGUGCGUUCACGGUCCUGCUCCUCCUGGUCGGCGGGGUUUCUGCUGUACCUGUUCCACCUCCAAGAAAUGUACAUGUGAGCUGCCAAAAUGCCAAAGUCUCAGUCAGCUGGGAUUACAGCAAACAGCAACCGCACACCAUCUUCAGGAUAAACAUUAGCGGAUCUUCUGAGAACUGGGAAGUAAGCAGAACCACAGACCACCACUUUGAUCUGAGCCACUUCGUCUGGAAAUCUGAAGAGAACUACAAGGACUUCCUUUACGUCACUGUAACGGCCAUACAGGGAGACAGCCAGUCUGAAGGAGUACAAUCUAACUCAUUCUCCUUUAACUAUUUAAAGACGGUUGAUACACAAUGUUCUUUGGAUUUCCCUCCUGUGGAUGUUAAAGAGGACGAGUCGGGGGCCACAGUGAGUUUCCCAAAUCCGGUCCACUUCUACAAGGAACUGGAGCAAACUGUCAAUCCAGAUGCAGUCCCCGUAUUUCAGUACAUCGUCUCUUCAGUCAAAAAUCACACAGCAUAUAUUCGACAGUUUGAAGAAAAUUGCAUGGAGAGAGUUGACACCUGCAAACUUGAUGUGCCGUUCCCUGAUGGAGUGAAGAAGUGCGUCAGGCUGAAAGGAACGCUGUUUGAUAGCAAUUUUGUUAACCAGCUGGUGGUCAGAGAGACGGCAGAGAUCUGUGCCCAUGUUUCAGCUGAAGUCGAUGUGGUAAUGGUCACUGUUAUACUGUUCUGCGUCCUUGUCUUCAUAAUCAUUGUGGUGGUAGUUUACAUUUGUAAGUCGAAUGCCUGGACAAUGCACGUACACAAGAAAGAUCCCGAGGCUCUGCGAUUGGACCACUGGCAAGAAAAUGGGUGCUGUUACCCUGUGCACAACGAAGUCUUCAGUAAGGUCUACGUCCAGAAGUGGUCGUCGGUCAGCUCUGAGGACGACCGGGACAGCAAGGCUGGCUCUGAUCAACCCCUUUCUGACAGCUACCUCUACCCGGAUAGACGGCUUUCAGAGAGCAGCAACCAGGAGCUGGAAGAUGCAGAGAUGAUACCUGAGGGAAGUGGGACAGACAAUGACUCUGCAGAUGAUUCCGUGAAGACAGAGUGUGUUUCUCUGGGUUCAGAAGAGGACGAACAGGAAUCUGUGUCACCCUACGACAGUCCACAGGCUGUGAUGCUGGACUUGGGUGAUGGGGACAUGGUCACAGGUUACAAGGGGUAGUAAAUCAACUUUCAAAGCACUUAUUUUGGGACUGAAGUUGCUUAAGUGAUGGUUUUAUCUCAGGUGACCCAGGACUAGUUUGUAUGUUUGCACCUGAAGGCUAACUGUGGCCAGUAGAGGCUAAACCUGCACACUCAGGAGACACUUGAGUGAUGCUGUAUCCUGAUGCUCUGACUGCCCUGUCAGAUUUUAAGUAAAGCUGCAGUCUGAAACGAAAACCCUCUUUUUCUUGAUCCAAGGAGAUUUUUUAGGACCUUAGGCAGCAUUGAGGGCUACCUGCAGACAGCUUCAGAAAAAAAUUUACAUGCAACAGUAAUCUAUGCACCGUUAAGCCUUUUUGAACGACAGAAACUGGAGGAAGUCACAGAGUUGAAACAAAUUGUGGAAUAGAAUUGGAUAUUAGGAUAUUUUAUAUUUUGGUAUACUGAGGCAUUCUGGAGAAUGACAUGCCAACAGUGUGAUGUCUCCACCCACAUUUUAAGAGGCUACAGUGGUUAUGAAAGUGUCUUGUCUCAGGGAAACAAUAUGGUGAUCUUCCAGUCGCCCUUCAGUCUGUUUUCUGUCUGGUUACGGAGGCUGCUGGCUGGAUCUCUGUAAAGAUAACACCACCGUCACCCUCUGCUCCUGUGGCAUUUUAUCAGAUGCAACAAAGAAUGGCUGCUUCAAAAUACCAAAGCGAGACUGUCAAGAAAACAAUCUCCAGAAGAAGGAUACAUCAAACACACUUUUAGUUGAAGAAUCUGCUCAGUGCCUUGUUUACGUCUUCUCCAGCAUUUAUACUUUUAUAAUUCAAAAAGACAGAUCACCCAAAUGAUGCACAUGAAUGUUUUUUGCUUGCAUUAAGUGGUAGCUAUUCAUAUAGAUGGCUGGUGUCGUAUUUGCACUGGUUAAUCUGUGUCUGAGAUUUUUUUAUAUAGACUCAUCCUAAUGUGACACAAUUUUAAUUGUGGUGUUUACAGAACACUAACUAAGAUUAUUUAUUUUUAGAAAAUAGUCACAAUGGAAACGAUUUCUCGUUGGGUUGUAAGAAAUAAUCAUGGAGACAAGAUUCCAUUAAGCUCCAUCAUUCUGCAGUGUUGGCAGUAAAAUGCUGGACAAAUAAAACAAAUCUGUCUUCAUGUUUAAUAACCCCAGAAAAAUGUUAAGGGCAUUAAAGACUCUUACUAAUGGCUGUGACAUUUAAGAGUUUUGAAGGAAUGUUGGGCAGCUCAGUCAGGACUUUCCACUCUUGGGAGCAGGUGUCAGAAAUAUCUUUCUACACCUCAAAACAAUUGCAUCUGUGUUCAUCUGCUGGCGUUGGAACUUGUGACCUGCAGAACAGGUCUGCAGUAAUGUGUGGGUGUGUCAUCAGUCUGUGUUAAAGAGGAUUUGCUUUGUUGUUAACAUUACUUCAGGUUUGCUCUUUUUCUUUUUUAAUGCUAUGGGGAGUUGAAUGUCUUGUUGCCAUAUACAGUUAACUUUUUAACAUGAUCUUUUAAAAAGCACUCACAUUAAAUUUUACAAUUGUUAAUUUA
This is a messenger RNA of Amphiprion ocellaris (clown anemonefish), 2931 nucleotides long. RefSeq names its product interferon gamma receptor 1 (gene ifngr1). The record is from RefSeq and is a predicted model, not a curated record. Gene Ontology annotation, molecular function: protein binding. Bases 194 to 1417 code for a protein of 407 amino acids. NCBI's taxonomy places the organism in Eukaryota, Metazoa, Chordata, Actinopteri, Pomacentridae. The transcript is spliced from 7 exons.